AUGCUGCGCUGCCUCAACGGAUCGAUGCUGCGCCCCGCGCGCGGCGCCGCUUCUCUGGCGACUGCGACUGCCCCCGCUGCCAUAGCGCUGCCGGCUCGUCAGUUCCAUAGCGUGUACGGCAUUAUGGGCUCCUGCCUCAUGUGCGGCGCCUGCAUGCUGUGCUUCGGCUCCUGGGCGAACAACUACUGCAACGUGAAGAAGUACGGCCGCUGGCGCUUUCGCAACUCGAUCGAUGAUGUCAUCAUGGUCUCCGACUUUCGUGGCGCGCGCUACUUCGGGGCCUUCCUCGGCUUUCUCUUUUGGUGGUUUGUCGUAGGCCCGCAGAAGUACCGCUGGAACAGCAACUUGGCUGACAUUCCCGGGAACACACGCAUCGGACCCUUCUAA
This is a messenger RNA of Leishmania mexicana MHOM/GT/2001/U1103, 387 nucleotides long. RefSeq lists its product as hypothetical. The record is from RefSeq and is a predicted model, not a curated record. Bases 1 to 387 code for a protein of 128 amino acids. Lineage: Eukaryota; Euglenozoa; Kinetoplastea; Trypanosomatida; Trypanosomatidae. The transcript has a single exon.